UCAUUUUCUACCAGUUCAUAAUUCACUGCUAUUAAGGGAAUCUAUAAGACUUUUUAUUCUGUCACAAUGACCUAGAUAUGCCUUAUCUCAUGAUUAAUACAGUUUCAUAACUUCAGAAAGGACUUCUGAGAUGAUCUUCCUAACCACCUAAGGAAAGCCAGUACUGAUAAAAUUUCAUUCAGCUCAACAAUCGGUUAUACCCUGCUUAUUUCAGGCUUACAAUCAUCUCAGAAACACUACAAAUUCCUGGGGGCCAGGAAUCACAUCUCAUAUCUGUAUUCACCACAAUUGAGCAUGUUUGGUUGUGAGGAGAGUGGGGAAAGACAUUGAAUAAAUGCUUUAAAACAAAUACAAACAUCGUCACAAACCUUAAAGAAUAAAAAAAUGAUUAUUAUGGAAGAUAGAAUAUAUUUUAAACCACUUAAACAGAAGGAUUUAUUUAAACACAAUAUUUGCUUCUGGAAGAUAUUUAUGUAAACAAAAUUUAGGCAGUAUUCAUCAAACUGAAAAUCUGUGGAGACGCAUGGUGGCGCUGCAGGAUAAUACCAAGAAAAAAUUAACCCUGGAAAACGUUGAAGACCCUGUUAUCCAGUACAGGCAGAGAAUUGGGAAGACAGAAAGAACAAUCCUUUAAGGGACAACCUAGAAGCCAUUCAACAGGGUUAAAAUCCAUAGGUUUCCGAGGAUUUGGUGGACAGAUGAGAGGCAUAUUUCCCGGAACUGCCAAGUGGAACUGAGGCAAUUCUGCAAGAAGAUUUUGGGGUUUUGGAAAAGAAGCUAUGGAAAACGGAGGAGCAGGCACACUGCAGAUAAGGCAAGUCCUGCUUUUCUUUGUUUUGCUGGGAAUGUCUCAAGCGGGCUCUGAACCUGGGCGCUUUUUGGUGAUAGAGGAAAUGCAGAGUGGAAGCUUUGUAGGAAAUUUGGCAAAGGACCUGGGACUGGAGGUGAGUGAGCUGUCUUCGCGUGGGGCUCGAGUGGUCUCUAAUGAUAACAAAGAGUGUUUGCAGUUAGACACACACACUGGGGAUUUGCUCUUAAGUGAAACGCUUGACCGGGAGGAGCUCUGCGGUUCCACCGAGCCUUGUGUGCUGUAUUUCCAGGUGUUAAUGAAAAACCCCACUCAGUUUUUACAAAUUGAGCUCCAGGUCAGGGAUAUAAAUGAUCACUCUCCUGUCUUCUUGGAAAAAGAAAUGCUCCUAGAAAUCCCAGAGAACAGUCCUGUUGGUGCUGUGUUCUUGCUUGAAAGUGCAAAGGAUUUAGAUGUAGGAAUCAAUGCUGUAAAAAGCUACACGAUAAGCUCCAACUCUCAUUUUCACAUUAAAAUGAGAGUCAAUCCAGACAAUAGGAAAUACCCCGAGUUAGUCCUGGACAAGGCGCUGGAUUAUGAAGAGCAACCGGAGCUCAGUUUCAUCCUCACUGCUCUGGAUGGCGGGUCCCCUCCCAGGUCUGGAACUGCCUUGGUCAGGGUGGUGGUUGUGGACGUUAAUGACAACUCCCCUGAGUUUCAGCAGGCUUUUUAUGAGGUGGAGAUUCUAGAGAACAGCAUCCUUGGCUCCCUGGUUGUGACCGUCUCAGCCUGGGAUUUAGACUCUGGAACAAAUGGUGAACUAUCCUAUACCUUUUCCCAUGCCUCAGAAGAUAUUCACAAGACAUUUGAAAUUCAUCAAAAGUCUGGAGAAAUUACUUUAAGAGCACCUUUGGAUUUUGAAUCAAUUGAGUCAUACUCAAUGAUCAUUCAAGCCACAGAUGGGGGAGGACUUUUUGGAAAAUCUACAGUUAGAAUUCAGGUGAUGGAUGUAAAUGACAAUGCUCCUGAAAUCACUGUGUCAUCAAUUACCAGUCCAAUCCCAGAAAAUACACCGGAGAUCGUGGUUAUGGUUUUUAGUCUACGAGACAGAGACUCUGGGGACAACGGAAAGAUGGUGUGUUCUAUCCCGGAAGACCUUCCAUUCGUGCUAAAAUCGUCCGUUAAUAAUUACUACACGUUGGAAACAGAGAGAACGCUGGACAGAGAGAGCAGAGCCGAGUACAACAUCACCAUCACCGUCACUGAUUUGGGGACCCCCAGGUUGAAAACUGAGUACAAUACAACCGUUCUGGUCUCCGACGUCAACGAUAACACUCCCGCCUUCACACAAACCUCCUACACCCUGUUCGUCCGGGAGAACAACAGCCCCGCCCUGCACAUCGGCAGCGUCAGCGCCACAGACAGAGACUCAGGCACCAACGCACAGGUCACCUACUCGCUGCUGCCGCCCCAGGACCCGCACCUGCCCCUCGCCUCCCUGGUCACCAUCAACGCGGACAACGGACACCUGUUCGCCCUCCGGUCGCUGGACUACGAGGCCCUGCAGGCGUUCGAGUUCCGCGUGGGCGCCACAGACCGCGGCUCCCCGGCGCUGAGCAGCGAGGCGCUGGUGCGCGUGCUGGUGCUGGACGCCAACGACAACUCGCCCUUCGUGCUGUACCCGCUGCAGAACGGCUCCGCGCCCUGCACCGAGCUGGUGCCCCGGGCGGCCGAGCCGGGCUACCUGGUGACCAAGGUGGUGGCGGUGGACGGCGACUCGGGCCAGAACGCCUGGCUGUCGUUCCAGCUGCUCAAGGCCACGGAGCCCGGGCUGUUCGGCGUGUGGGCGCACAAUGGCGAGGUGCGCACCGCCAGGCUGCUGAGCGAGCGCGACGCGGCCAAGCACAGGCUGCUGGUGCUGGUCAAGGACAAUGGCGAGCCUCCGCGCUCCGCCACCGCCACGCUGCACGUGCUCCUGGUGGACGGCUUCUCCCAGCCCUACCUGCCGCUCCCGGAGGCGGCCCCGGCCCAGGCCCAGGCCGACUCGCUCACCGUCUACCUGGUGGUGGCGUUGGCCUCGGUGUCGUCGCUCUUCCUGUUCUCGGUGCUCCUGUUCGUGGCGGUGCGACUGUGCAGGAGGAGCAGGGCGGCCUCUGUGGGUGGCUGCUCGGUGCCCGAGGGCCCGUUUCCAGGGCAUCUGAUGGACGUGAGCGGCACCGGGACCCUGUCCCAGAGCUACCAGUACGAGGUGUGUCUGACGAGAGGUUCCGGGACAAGUGAGUUCAAGUUUCUGAAGCCGAUUAUUCCUAACCUCCUACCCCAGAGCACAAGUGGAGGAGUCGAAGAAAAUCUCCCGUUUCAGAAUAAUUUGGGUUUCUGACAAAGGACGAAAACUAAAACCCUUGCGUAUGAAUACAUUUCUAUUUAGGAACUUAUUGUGAGGUGCCUGCAAAGGAGUGCUUUUAGAUCAUUUCAAAUAUGUACUCUUCGAGUCAUGAAAUAAAUUUUGCAUAGAAAAGUAUCCAGAUUUAGUACCAAGGACCCUACACAAAUCAGGAAAUGUAUAUCGAUAAUGCUUCAUGUCUAACAAUUAUGUUUAAUAUAAAGUCUAUUAAAUGGUAAGUCUUGAGACAUUUUAAAUUGCUUUCCAUUGUUUUCAAUAUUUCCUGUGACUCUCAUUUCCUGAGUUGAUUAGAAUGCUGUUUGGGUAUACCUACCCUAGUUUCAGAAGCAUAGAUUGUAGUAUAACUUUUAAAUUUUUUGAAACACUCAUUUUAUGAAUUAUACACUAUUUUAAACACUUUUAAUCUCAGAAGAAACAUAUGUGGCAUGAUAUUUUAGGAAUGAAUAAAUAGAUGGUCUUAGAGAUUCAGUAAGUUCACUAAGGUCCACUAACCAAUAAGUGACAAAACUGAGCAUCCAUCCUAGAUCUGUCUGACUUUGGGUCAGUGACCUUGCUCCAAUUCCAUACGAAUUUUUGUCAUUAGAUAUCGUCUGGCCAAGAGAAGAAAUGUUUUUACCAUAUUCAUACUACUGUUCAAUCUUUAUUUAGAAAUAAUAAUGUAUGUAUUUAUCUAUGGUUUAUUUUCUUACAAACCAAUAAUCCUGCUUUUAUGAGAAUCAAUUUUAGCUAUUAUUACUAAUGCUCUGAUCUCUCCAAAUCUCAAGUAAGAAACAAAAUUGAAAGAGGAACUUAUGCCAUCCCAUUUUCUCCUGAACAUAUAACUUUCAUUUAACAGAAAAGAUUAAUGGUACUGAGUGGGAAUACUACAUAAUUCUGAUUGCAUUAUUAGUUAAUUGUUUUCUUCACAUGGUAGUAUAUUUCCAGAGUCACCCAUACUUACAUUUGUAAUACAUCUUUCUGAUUUUAGAGUUUGUUUUUUAGCAGUUUUCUAUUAAUUAUACUGCACUGCUGAAUCAGGAAAAUUUAAGAAAAAGAAUAGUUUUAUAUGUGUAAUAUACAACAUAGAUGAUCAUUAAAUUUUUAGAAAUUCUGAGAAGUUAAGGAGAAGCAUUGUUUGUUAUAAAACUUUAUAACUGUUAUUUUUUAAAUAGGUAAUUUUUGCAUGGUUGUGUCCUGAAUAUAUUAUAAAUCUGUGCUGGUAACUUUAAUAAAGGUAGUAUUACUG
This is a messenger RNA of Callithrix jacchus (white-tufted-ear marmoset), 4416 nucleotides long. It is a transcript of the gene PCDHB12, whose product is annotated as protocadherin beta 12. Gene Ontology annotation, molecular function: calcium ion binding. Gene Ontology annotation, cellular component: plasma membrane. Gene Ontology annotation, biological process: homophilic cell-cell adhesion. The record is from RefSeq and is a predicted model, not a curated record. Lineage: Eukaryota; Metazoa; Chordata; Mammalia; Primates; Cebidae.